ACUAAAUAGAGCUGAUAAGUCCAACUCCAACUUCAUGAUGGAAUGUUCAAAUAUUCUAACGAAAAAUGUAAGCACAAUUUGGGUUCAGAUACCUUGCCGAUUAACCGACUGAAAAUUCUCAUCAGGUAAUGGCGGAAGCGUUUUCAUUACAAAAAGUAGCUGUGGAAGAAUUGGACAUAAAUUCGUGGUUGCAACUGGUCCAAGCAGUGGCUGCGGAAUCAAUUCUUAUCAGGUAAGAAUAAAAGAGAGAGAGCCAUCGAACUUAUCGCCGUAGAAGAUCCUGGUUUUUCUUUAAAUUGGGUUCCCUCCAUUUCUAUUGCUUUUUCUACUACGGCUAUCUGCAACAAAUGAAUAAAUGCACUCACUUCUGUGGCCAAAGCAUUUUAAAUCUAUUCUCUUAGCAUGUAAAGACAGACGAUCCAUUUCUAGAGUCCAUGCGCUUGUAAUCUUAACUGGUCUUACCGCCCACAAGAACUGCCUUGCUCAUUUGAUAGCCUCGUACGAGGGUAUUGAUGAUAUUACAUCAGCCCGGUAUGUGUUCGAUGAAUUUCCUCAACGGGGUGUUGAUGCUUGGAAUGCCAUUAUUAUUGCUUAUUCUCGCAAAGGUAACCCAUAUGAGGUUUUGGGUCUUUAUAAGAGGAUGAUAGUUGAGGGAGCUAGGCCUGACAGCUCCACUUUCACGGUGGCAAUUAAGGCCUGUGCUAACUUGAUGGACUUGAGAAUGGGGGAGGAAAUUCAGCGCCAAGCUGCGGAUUUUGGUUAUGAGAAUGAUGAUUUUGUUGGGUCAUCAGUGUUGAACUUGUAUGCAAAGUGUGGGAAGAUGGAAAAAGCAAUGAUGGUGUUCGAUAAAAUGCCAGAAAAGAAUCUUGUGGGUUGGACUACUAUGGUGACUGGUUUUCUGCGUAGUGGGCAGCCAUGCAAAGCGAUUGAUAUGUAUCGGAAGAUGCAGGAAGAGAGGAUAGAAGGAGAUGAGGUUGUCAUGCUGGGAUUGAUUCAGGCUAGCGCGCAAGUUGGCGACAUAAAGUUCGGUCUCUCAAUUCAUGGGUAUAUGAUUAGGAGAGGCUUUCAUAUGGAUGUCGUUGUUCAAACCAGCCUUGUGGACAUGUAUGCUAAGAAUGGAAAAUUGGGGCUUGCUUUGCUUGUGUUCAAGAAGAUUGACAACAAGACUGUUAUUUCGUGGAGCGUGCUUAUGUCCGGCUUUGCACAGAAUGGUUUUGCAGAAAAUGCACUUGAAUUGAUAGUCGAGAUGCAGUGUCAUGGAUUCAGACCAGAUUCUUCUUCUCUUGUAAGUGCACUUCUGGCAUGUGCACAAGUUGGUAUUAUGAAAUUUGGUAAAUCCAUACAUGGAUAUAUAAUGAGAAGGUUUGAUUUUGAUCAAGUUUCAGGUACUGCAGUUAUUGAUAUGUACUCAAAAUGUGGAUCACUUUCAUCUGCUCGUGCCGUCUUUGAUCGGAUUGAAUCAAAAGACUCAAUUUCUUGGAAUGCCAUGAUAGAGAGCUACGGAGUCCAUGGGCUAGGAAAGGAAGCUCUGUCACUUUUCCUGCAAAUGACACAAACAAACAUACAACCAGAUCAUGCAACUUUUGCUUCUCUCCUGUCAGCUUUUAGUCAUUCAGGACUAGCAGAAGAAGGUCUACAGUGGUUCAAUCUCAUGGUCAGUGAAUAUAAGAUUCAACCAAGGCAGAAGCACUAUGCUUGUAUGGUCGAUCUUUUGGCUCGAGCAGGACGAGUGGAAGAAGCUCAUCAGCUAAUACAAUCAAUGAACAUUGAACCAGGACUCGCCAUUUGGGUUGCCCUACUGUCUGGCUGCCUUAGUUAUGGGAAGUCUCUAAUCGGAAACAUGGCGGCUGCAAUGGUACUUGAGUUAAAUCCAGAUGACUUGGGAAUUUAUGCUCUGGUUUCAAACUAUUACUCCAUGACCAAGAAGUGGGACAAAGUAGCUGUUGUGAGGAAGAUCAUGAAAGAGAAACAAAUGAAGAAAGUACCUGGUUAUAGUGCUGUGGAAGUGAAUGGAAAGCAUCAUGCAUUUCUUAUGGAAGACAAAACCCACCAUCAACAUGAAGAUAUCAUGCAAAUAUUGGAUAGUAUGGAUAAUGAUAUGAGAUCUAUCAAAAAUCUCUCCACAACUGUAUUUAUAUUGCAAGAUCUUCCAGAGGAGAGCUAGAGAAAGAGGCUUGUCAUGCAAGGUAUAAAAUCGUUGAUCAUAUUAAGAGCUUCUUGCUGAAGUUGUAGGAGGGCAUGGAGAAUUUUUCUCAUCAUCAAGAUCAAUCUAAUCAGUUCCCUCUAACCAACAAUGGCUGUAUGGCUGUAUGUCGCUUCGUUUCCGAUGAACCUGAACUCUCAUGUCAUCUCGAGAAAGCAAAUAAGCGGCAUGGAAGGUCAAUACAACCAGCAAAAUGUGCAGGAUUUCUUCAUUCAACUAGCAAUAUUUGCAUAAUGUGUGUAUAACCAGUUAACCACUGGGUAACUCUAGGACCCAUCAACUUAAAGGAGAUUUUGAUGACAAUAAAAUAAAUAUAUUGAGAAGGAAA
This is a messenger RNA of Tripterygium wilfordii, 2531 nucleotides long. Its product is annotated as putative pentatricopeptide repeat-containing protein At3g25060, mitochondrial. The transcript has a single exon. Gene Ontology annotation, molecular function: protein binding; RNA binding. Lineage: Eukaryota; Viridiplantae; Streptophyta; Magnoliopsida; Celastrales; Celastraceae. Bases 356 to 2164 code for a protein of 602 amino acids. Gene Ontology annotation, biological process: RNA modification. The record is from RefSeq and is a predicted model, not a curated record.